GAAUUAGUUCCAUUUCUAUAGAUCUAUAAAUACUCACGUUCAUUUUAAUGAGGAAUCUUUCCAAACGAACGCUCUUUUGAAAUUUCAAGAAUUCAUUAUUAAAUCCUUAUCAUUAGUAAUUUCAGUAGUUCCGGACCAUAUUGAAACUACCUUUAUUAUUUUGUAUUUUUUUUUGUUUUAAAAGUGUUAUAUUUUUCAUUUAAUUGCGGUAUCUUAGUUACAUUUUAUAAAGAAAUUGGACUCAGAUAGUAUAUGUUAUCAGAGCCGGAGAUAAUAAUAGCAACCUCUGUCCUAAAUCAUUUAUCUCGGGCAGUAUAUUAACAAUUUAUACAUUUGUUUAUAGAUUGUAAUUAUUCAGGUCUGUUCGAAAAGUGUCAACAUGUCUGUGAUUGCUUGUUUCAUUUGUGAUAACCAGUUUAAAAACGAGUUUGCAUUGAUGCAGCAUAUAUCAAUGAAACAUGGUAUUGAAAAGUUAACUCCAUCAAAUAAUUGUAAGCAUUGUUCUCUAAAUUUCCAUAAUUCAAAAGAGUUACAAAAACAUGAAGAGGAUGUACAUAAAAAUGUCGAUUAUUUUCCCUGCGACUACUGUACGUGCAAUCUCAAAAGUAUUAAGAGAAAACUUGAACAUACGAAAGUAGUCCACGGUAUUACUCUAUUGAUAAAAUGUACACACUGUGAAAUGUUAUUCAAGUGUGAGCAAGAGUUAAACAAACAUAUUGAGAAUAUUCAUACAUGCGAAAUUUGCAAAAUUAUCUUGACAGACUUGAAAGCUAAAGAACUACAUUUACAAAUUAUUCAUAAUAAUAAAUAUUGUUCAUUUUGUUCAAAAAUAUUCAGGAAUUUGAUUGAUUUAAAACAACACAUGAAAGCUGUUCAUACUGAUAUUUUUUUAUGCGUAGACUGUAAUAAGGUAUUUAAGAAAAAAUUAGACUUGGAUCAACAUAUGGUAGCUGUUCAUGAACAAAUUGAAUGCAUGAAAUGUAAUAAAUCGUUCAAGAAAGCUAAAGAUUUGCAACAACAUUUAAUUUUAGUACAUACCCCAAAACAUUCAAUCAAAUCUAAUACCGUUGAAAGCAAUUUUUCUUGUAAAAUUUGUUCGAGGCUAUUUUCUUCUGAAUCGGCUAAAAAUUCACAUUACGAACAAGCUCAUACGUAUCCGUGUCGUUAUUGCACGAAAAAUUUCAAGGAAAUCAGUCAGUUGCAACAACAUACGGAUGAUAAACAUAAAAACGUCGAUUUUUUCCCUUGCAACCACUGUACAAAGGAAUUCAAUACGGAAUUAAGCAGGUAUUAUCAUAUCGAAGCCUUUCAUACAUUCACCUGUUACGUGUGUUAUAAAAAAUUCGACGAAGCUAUACAAUUGGAGCACCACAAACGUAGCCUCCAUCAACCUCAAAACAUUCCAUCACAAAUAUUCAGUUGUCGUUAUUGUCCGAAAACCUUCAACGAAUCGGGCGUUUUGGAACAGCACAAAGUGGCUAAACACAAAAACAUCAAUUAUUUCCCUUGUGAAUAUUGUUUGGAAAAUUUCGAUUCGAAUAUCAGUAGAAGAAAUCAUUUUAUUGGCGUCCACAGUAACUUGUCGGGUAAUUGCUCGAAUUAUCCUACUAUGGAAAUUAAAACCAGACAGAUUAUUUGUAAUUAUUGCCUUAGAUCAUUCAAAUCGAGCGAGGAUUUAAGAAAACAUGAAAUUCAAAUACACAAAAUAGUAAAACUGAACAAAUAAACAAACAUUUUUCAUGUUUUUUUUUUGUGUAUAAAUUCUAAUCGUUAGUUAAAACCAUAAAGUUGAUUAAAAAUAGAUAAGAAAAGAGAGAAAGUGCAUUAGUUUAUCUCUCUCUACUCGCCAUUAAAAUAAAACUUGUUCUUUGCCCUAUCACCACUCGAAACGUCAUGAUGGUCCAAAUCCAAUCAGAAUAAAGGGAGGUGUAUACCCGUUAUUAUUUUUAUCUAUCAACCAUUUUAAUAUAACCUAUACUUCGUUAUCUCUAUGGUGUAAACUGAGGUAUUUGUACGAAAAAAUUGACCGAUUAUCUGUUAUAUAAAAUUAUAAUAAACAUUGUUUUUGAAAGUUAGGUUAGGUUUAUAAUAUUGAUGAUUAUAUGUAUGGAGGGUAGAGGUAAGGAGUACCAUCUCGUAUGAGAGCUUAGCUUAAAAACUGUCCCCUUGUAGACGGUAAAUUAUAAUUCAAAAUUUGACCAGAAUGGCGAGAUAUCAUAAUAUGAUCGUUCAGUUCAGUCUUCCGUCCGUCUUAUUUGAAUAUGCAGUUUUAAAAAUUUUUAAAUGACUAGAGUCGUCGCUUUAUUUAAAAUUUAAACUCGUGCGUUAUAGUAGCGCCUCUCUAACGUAAAUAAUUCUUUCUGUAGCACAGAAAUGGUUCUCCUUACCUCUACACUCCAUAAUUAUAUGAUUAAAAUCUAUUUUGGUGUACAUUUAUAUCUUGUCAUAUAUAAAAUGGCUGUUUUUUUUUGUCAUAAUCGAUGCGUUCCACGAUUGUAGUCGAGAACGUCACUCAUGACGUCAUGUCAAUGUUCACGACGACGCUUGUCAAGAUUUCGGUCGAAGUGAACGUUGAAAAAAUUAGCGGAAUUUUCGAAACUCAAGCAACGCAAAUUGCAACUAUGAGAAUAUGUUUCAUUAUUUAAUGCGUUAUGGGAUAUUAUAAAUACUUUUGAAGGAUUGUUGUGACGCGGAACUUAAUAUUUUACUUCAAUGUAAAUUAGUUGAGCACUCUGCUAAAAAAUUCGAUAACUUACAAAUUAUAACAUAACCUAUUAAAGUUUUCGCUUUAUUUUUUCAGUCGGUCGUGAACGUGAUUAUAGUGAAUAUUGAAUUGAUAAUGUUAUUAUUCAUCAGUUUGUACUGUACUGUACUGUAUCUUAUUUGGAUAUUUCAGCUGUGAUAUUUACAAUUGAUUAACCUUUUGAUCUUCCAGAAUAAUAAUAUUCUAAUAUUGUUACAAAUGUUGAAAACAUUUUUUUAUCACAUUGUUAUAAAUUUUUUUAGUUUAUUAUUACUGGUUUAAAAUGGUGCACCAAAAUUUAAAUUGACACAUGGAGCUUUCGGUUUUUUAUUAUGGAGUAUUUAUUUCGUUGGUUCCCUUAUAUUAUUCAUAAAUAUAUAUUUUAUUUACAAUGCUUUGAAAGUUAUAUUUAGUUUAUAAUAUUUAUCUUUCUAAUCUAUGUUGAAAACGAUUUUAUUUUUAUGUUUAUACCAGUUAAUGACAAAUAAAAUUUAUUUUUAUGGUGGGAAA
Molecule: messenger RNA, 3253 nt
Organism: Diorhabda carinulata
Lineage: Eukaryota; Metazoa; Arthropoda; Insecta; Coleoptera; Chrysomelidae
Product: zinc finger protein 711-like
Exons: 2
Coding region: 380-1726 (448 amino acids)
Biological process (GO): regulation of transcription by RNA polymerase II
Molecular function (GO): DNA-binding transcription factor activity; RNA polymerase II cis-regulatory region sequence-specific DNA binding
Source: RefSeq, a predicted model, not a curated record